This is a messenger RNA of Paramecium primaurelia, 501 nucleotides long. Lineage: Eukaryota; Ciliophora; Oligohymenophorea; Peniculida; Parameciidae. The record is from the annotation of a GenBank genome assembly.
AUGUCAUCUGAUCUAGAUAAGAAAUUGUGUUAAAAGCAUAAAUUAGAAAUUUUAACAAUAGAUUUAAAAUAAUCAACUGCUGAUGAGGAGAAAUACCUUUGUAUUAAGUGCUUAAUGGAAAAAAUUGAUAUUUAAAACAUGGCUUUGGUUGAAGAAACAAAAACAAUGAUUAAGUAAAUGAAAAGUGAGCAAUUGAAUAACAAAAUCAAAGAAUAUUAAAGUAGGAUUGAAAGCUUUAGAUAAAUACAAUCAUAAGUUAAAGAAUUUAAAUUAUUGAUCAACAACACUAUUGACAAAGUUUAAAGUAACAUAGAUUAGAAAAUCACUCUAAUGGAGAAUGAACUAGAUGAAUCAGAAUCAAAAACUUUUGUUUCUUCUUUUGAAGAAGAUGUCAAAAUAUUAUCAAAGAAUUACAAAGGAUCAUUUAGCUUUGAAGUUCCUAAAGAAUUGGAGAAGUUUCUAGAUGACAAUUCUUAUAUCGAUUCUAUUUAACAAUAGUUA